AUGGAUAAGUCUCAAUCUCUCACAUCGCCACCUUAUUUUGAUGGAAACAACUAUGCUUAUUGGAAAGUUCGAAUGAGAGCUUUUCUAAAAUCUGUGGAUGAACGAGUGUGGGUUUCUAUAACAAAGGGAUGGAGAGAACCAGUCACUAUUAUUGAAGGAGUUCAAACUCCCAAAGGUGUGGAUAAUUACUCUAGGGAGGAAAUUAGUGAGUGUGGUUGGAAUAGCAAAGGCCUGAAUGCGAUUUUCAUGGCCGUGUCCCAGGAGGAGUUCAAGCGAAUCUCCAUGUGUGAGAAUUGCAAAGAAGCUUGGGACAUUCUUGAGGUCACCCAUGAGGGUACCAAGGCUGUAAAGAAUUCUAAACUUCAAAUGCUGACCACAAGUUUUGAAGAACUUAGAAUGAAGGAUGAUGAAACCUUCGAUGCCUUUUAUGCCAAACUAAAUGAUGUUGUCAAUUCUCGUUUUAAUCUAGGGGACAGAAUUCCUGAGAACAGAAUUGUGAGAAAAGUUCUCAGAUCACUCCCUGAGAGGUUUCUUCCUAAAGUUACUGCUAUUGAAGAAAGCAAAGAUCUAGACAGUAUGAGAAUUGAAGAAUUGGUAGGCUCUUUACAAACAUAUGAACACACUUUUCCUGUGGAUAAGAAACACAAGUCCAUAGCCCUCAAUACCAUUAGAGAAGAGUCAGAUGAGUCAUCCGAUGAGUCAGCUAUGAAUGACAGAGAAAUAGCAUUUUAUGUUAAGAAGUUCAGGAAAAUGUUUGUGGCUAGAAACAAUAAGAACCAGAGGCCAGAGAAGAAAAAGUUUGAAAGAUAUAAUAGAGGCUCAAGUUCAGGGAACAAAGAGAGAAGCACUGAGAAAUACACUAGAACAAAUAAAGACAAGGUACAAUCAAGGGUGCAGUGUCAUGAAUGUCAUGGAUUUGGACACAUUCGUCUGGAAUGUGCAAAUUACAAAAAGGCAAAAGAAAAAGCUAAGAUUGCAUCUCUAAGUGAGAGUGAAUCAGAGUCGAGUGAAUCAUCAGAUAACUCUUCUCCAAAAAGAAAUCUUAACUACAUGGCAUUCACUACCUCUGUCAGCAACAAAAGUCAAUGUAGUGAAUCAGUGUCUGAUGAUAGGAGCAUAUCUGGAAAUGAAUCUGGGUAUGAAGAUCAGUUGCAAAAAGUCUACGAGAAGCUGUACAAUGAAUGUGUUAAAUUGAGAAAGCGCAACAAAGCGCACAUUGAGGAGAUAGACUUCAGCAAACGAGAAAAUGAAGAGCUUCAAAGCAAAUUAAAUGAAGCCAUUGGUUUAAUUGAUCAGAAAGAAAAGCUGGAUGAAAUCCUGGAGUCAGGAAAGCCUCCUGGUGACAAGAGUGGACUAGGAUAUAAUACAGAGAAAUCUGAUGCAGCUACUACCUCAAAAGUCUCCUAUAAGAAUGAGAGGAAAACUGUGUUUGUUCGUGAGUCAAUUGCAAAAGGGAAUGCUAACCCAUCUGACAAGGGUAAGAAAUCUUCUCAUGUAAAUAUGGGUGUUCAGUCUCAUGAUAAGUCAAGAGUUCGAAAUACAAGUCCUGUGUGUCGCCACUGUGGUAAGAUUGGUCAUGUUGUAGGAGACUGUUUUAAAUUGAAGAGAUACACCAUGUAUGAUCAUACACGCUCUCAAAGUAGAAGUGUGUACUCACCAAAAAUGGAUAAAAAUCCCAUAACUGCUCCUAAGUAUGCCUCAUUCUUCAGGGGACAAAGAGAUCGCAAGGAGAAUUAUGUGUGCCAUAAUUGUGGUAAGUUUGGUCACAUUCGACCAAACUGCUAUGAGCUUAGGAGGAAUCCUAUGAGAGAUGGAAAUAGUAAAUCAAGAAGAGAGCAUUUGAAUCUUUGGAGUCAAGUCAGGGCCCUAACCAGACAAAAUGAGAUGCUCAAUGUCAAGAUAGACCAACUGUCAACUAGCAAAAAGGACAUCUCUCCAAAAGUUAGAAAAAUGUGGGUCAGAACUGGAAAAAUACACACUUGCCAUGUGGCACACAUUGCUCUAAAGACCAGAGACACCUACAUGUGGUACCUUGAUAGCGGAUGUUCUCGCCACAUGUCAGGUGAUAAAAGUCUAUUUAAAACAGUUGAAGAGUACAAGCGUGGAACAGUAACAUUUGGAGAUGGCGGUAAAGCUGAUAUAAUAGGAAGGGGUGAAAUUGAAAUACCUGGACUGCCCAUCUUGAGAGAAGUCCUAUUUGUUGAUGGAUUAAAAGCCAAUCUCCUCAGUAUAAGCCAAAUGUGUGACAAUGGUGCAGAAGUCCGUUUUUCAAAAGAUAUGUGUAUUGUUUCAGAUAAUAAUUGA
Juglans microcarpa x Juglans regia is the source of this 2304-nucleotide messenger RNA. RefSeq lists its product as uncharacterized. Gene Ontology annotation, molecular function: zinc ion binding; nucleic acid binding. The record is from RefSeq and is a predicted model, not a curated record. Lineage: Eukaryota; Viridiplantae; Streptophyta; Magnoliopsida; Fagales; Juglandaceae. The transcript is spliced from 2 exons. Bases 1 to 2304 code for a protein of 767 amino acids.